AAUCCAAAAAUUGGGGAUUUUUUUUUUUUUUUUAAUCGGAAAGAACCAGGAUUCCUUCUUGGUGAUUAGUCUCUGUGAGAUGCUUUGUGCCAGCCAGAGGGAUCUGCCUUGGCUGGGGUGAGCGAAAUGCUACAGGAUGCAGCCUCCUGCAUUGGGGAUGGUGGUUUGGGGUCGGGCUCAUACUGCUAGGGGUGGUCCAGAGCAGCUCGGUGAUGCCAGGAAGAGGUACAAACGGUGCUUCAGAGCAUGAUGUUGCUCUCGUCUUUGCAGCCAUCGGUUAACUUAUGUUGGCUGCGUGUGUGCGCGCGCAUGCACACACAUGUAUGUAUUUGUUCUGUGGGAGUGAGGCAUACAUGACUGGAAAAAAAGGUGCAUGGAAAAAAUGAAGUGUUUAAUUUUGAACAUUUGGCACUUGCAGAUGCUAAUUAGAAAUGAGUGAAAGUGGGAGCUCAGAUGUGAAAAAUAUAGGUGCUGUGGAAGAUGGGAGAGAGAAGCUUCAGGAGUUCACUGAGAAUUUUAAUCAACUUGAAUUGCUGGAAACGCAUAGGCAUCUAAUUCCCAUAGGAACUCAGAGCUUCUGGUCAGGGCAGUCUGAGGAUGAGGAAGAUGAGCAAGAGAAAAGCGAGGAGUGGUACCAAAUGCAAGAAAAGCAACUGGAAAAGAAUCCAGAUAGGCUGCUGCUCUGGGCAGCUGAAAACAAUCGGCUUAGUACAGUACAAAAGCUCCUUUCACAAAAUCUAGCUCCAGUAAAUGUUCAAGAUGAAGAUCAGUACACACCUCUGCAUCGUGCUUCCUACAGCGGACACUUGGACAUUGUGCUUAGUUCAUCCAAAAGUGAAUUGAUUGGCCAAGGUGCAGAUAUCCAUGCACUGACUGUGGAUGGCUGGACACCCCUGCAUAGUGCAUGUAAGUGGAACAAUACAAAAGUAGCUUCGUUCUUGCUUCAGCAUGGUGCAGAUAUCAAUGCUCAGACGAAUGGUUUGCUGACGCCAUUGCAUCUUGCUGCAGGAAACAAAAAUAGUAAAGAAACCCUGCAGCUUUUGCUGAUGAAUCGCUACGUGAAACCAAACUUGAAAAAUAACUUGGAUGAAACUGCCUUUGAUAUUGCUAGGAGGACUGAUGUCUACUAUUACCUUUUUGAAAUAGUAGAGGACUGCAUAAAUUCUGCACCAGACUCCUAAA
Molecule: messenger RNA, 1182 nt
Organism: Gavialis gangeticus (Gharial)
Lineage: Eukaryota; Metazoa; Chordata; Crocodylia; Gavialidae
Gene: ANKRD49
Product: ankyrin repeat domain 49
Exons: 3
Coding region: 432-1181 (249 amino acids)
Molecular function (GO): protein binding
Source: RefSeq, a predicted model, not a curated record